AUGAAGGCGUCGUCCGGGGACGCCCCUGGCCGAGAGAGACCCUCAAUCACAAGUCACCCCGCCCUCCCCACCCUCCUCGCCGUACCACGCAACCCCGCCCCCGAACCGCCCUUCCGAUCUCCCUGCAGUACCCCUCGCCCCUCGCCGGGAAGAAGUGACUCCAGCAGCCGUGGCGGCUCUUUGGGCCCAAGGGGCGGGCGCGGCAGCCAUUGGCGGAGGCCGCUGCCUCCGGCUGUCAAUCCCGCGGCCCGGCCCCGCCCCACCGGCGGAGCGUGGCAGGACGCAGGGCCGCGGGGGCUGUCGGGACGGCUCCAAGAUGGCCGCGCGCUUGGGGUCCGCACCUGCUGGCGGCCUCGAGCCCCGUUAACUGCCACCGCUGCUGACCGGAGCCGCCAGUCGGCCUGGCGACUCCGUGGGCUGUCCCCGCGGGGCGGGAGGCCGCCAUGGCGACCCUGGAAAAGCUGGCGAAGGCCUUCGAGUCCCUCAAGUCCUUCCAGCGGCCGCCGCCUCAGCCCCCUCAGCCGGCACCGCAGCCGCCGCCGCCUCACCCGGUACCGCCGCCGCCUCAGCCCCGUCAGCCAGCACCGCAGCCGCCGUCGCCUCAGCCGGCACCGCCGCCGCCGCCGCUUCAGCCCCCUCAGCCGGCACCGCAGCCGCCGUCGCCUCAGCCGGUACCGCAGCCACCGCCGCCUCAGCCGGUACCGCCGCGGCCUCAGCCUCCUCAUCCGGCACCGCAGCCGCCGCCGCCUCACCCGGUGCCGCCGCCGCUUCAGCCCCCUGAGCCGGCUCCGCCGCCGCCCCCUCAGCCGGCACCGCAGCCUCAACCGCCACCGCCGCCCGUCCACCGUGGGUCAGGAGCCGCUGCACAGACGGAAGGUUAAAAUGCAUGUUCAUAACAUCAAGAAAAUCACAAGCAUUUACGAUGUAAUCAGAACUACCUGAGGAUCUGUGAAACUUGGUGUGUUAUUCUGGGAGAUCAUCAGGACUUCUGGGUAUUUGGAGGUACUGACCUAACCAGUGGAACUGCUGAUUUAUAAGAAGUUGUCCAGAAUUUUGGAAAACUGAUUAGUAGAGGCUGGAGACCGAGAAGAACUACCAUUUUUGCCAGCUGGGAUGCAGAAAAAUUUGGACUUCUGGGUUCCACAAAUGGGCUGAGCUCUGUCAUAAUGGAAACUCUGCAGCAGAAUCAGCUGUCAUCUAUCCCGUGUGGCCAAGUGCAGAGGUGAGAAUUCUCAUUUGUGGGAUGACCACUCACAGCUUUAAAUGUUUUUACUGUAACUGCUCUUAUAAGGUAGCAAGCUAGAGAGAGAGAGAGAGAGAGAGAAACAGAGAGAAGAAAAGAGUUCUCUCUGCAUAUUCCCAUGUGUGUGAUGGCAUUAGUCUUCUUCUGCUGUAUUUUUCUAGAAUGUGUGUGCGUGUGUGCAUGUAUGUGUGAGAGAGAAAUGUCUUGUCUUUGUCCUAAUAGCCACUCUUCUCUCCCUCUAGUUUUUUCUCUAUCCUCCCCUCCUUUCUUUUUCUUUUUCAUCAAUAUCUUCUCUUUCAAAAAAUUCUUGAUAAAUCAAAUUUCCAACUUCCUCACUUUUAAUAUGGUAAAGUUACUUGGAUCCCCAACGUCAAGGGAUCUCAUACUUUAAUGUCUGUAAGGAUUGCCAGGGACACCUUUUAAAAGUACAGAUUUCCAGGCCUUACUUUGAGCAGUUCUCUUCCAGUAGAUCCAGGGUGAGGCUGAGCAUCUCCGAGCCUUCCCCCUUCAUAUUAUGGUGCAGGGGAUCAGGGGCAGUUUUCCUCUGGGUCUCCGUGCUGUUGCUAUGAAAAGUGGCUACAGCAUCACUAAUAUUUUUCUUUCUUGUUUUAAUUGCAUUAAUAUUAUCAAGCAGUUAAUAGCAUUUUCUUAAAAUUAUGGUCAAAGGCAUAGGCGUUUGAUUUAUAAUGGUAUCUGCAAACCACUCUUUUACUGAAUUAAUUUGUUUGUUUUGCUUGUAUUUCCACAAUUGUAAAUGCUGUGAGUUAAGUGACUGCUUUGCUUCAACUACAGGAGAAUGUGAAAACACUCCAGGAGAGAGAGGUUGCAUAUAUCAAUGCAGACUCAUACACAGAAGGCAAUUAUACCCUCAGAAUUGACUGUACACCUCUUCUUUUCCAGUUGGUAUAUAAACUGACAAAAGAGUGGAAGAAUGAGACAUCAUUCAUCUGGAGAAAUGCUAUUGGUUGCUGAGGGCUCAAUCCCGAACUGGAUGAUUUGAUUUAGAGACAUUUGGCCCAUUGGCUUCACCACCAAUUUGUCCAUCUCUGAGUGAAGGUUUAUUUAACGCUUUUGGUGAAAAUCAUGACAGCCACAUAGAUUUUAAGGAGAUAUCCUGUGGGUUAUCAGCUUGUUGCAGAGGACCUCUGGCUGAAAGACAGAAAUUUUGCUUCAAGGUAUUUGAUGUUGACGGUGAUGGAGUUCUUUCUAGGGUUGAACUGAGAGACACGUGGUUGCACAUUUAGAGGUCUGGAAGGACAACUGCACCGAUGAUACCCUGGAAUUACUUGUGGAUCUAUCCUACAUUGUGGAAGACACAUAGAAUGCACAUGACACCACAAAGAAUGGCCAUCUUAACUCUAGAAGAAUAUCAGAUCUGGAGUAUGAAAAAUGUUCUUGCCAAUGAGUUUUUGAAUCUACUUUUCCAGGUAUGUUUAAGGUAAAUGACAGAGACCGAGGGCAGUGGUACCAGUAGUUCUACAUCUUUUCCAUUAUGUAGUAGUUAGACAACUAGACUACAAACCAUAUAUUGUUGAAAGAACUGCAUUAACCUGUACACCACCUGCAGAUGGUAAGUUAGAGCGUGCGUGCUUCUCAGAGUCACAAUGUGCAUGAUAGGAAAGUAGAGUAUAGCUGAUAAUGUUUAUCUUAAUAACUCAUGAUAGAGCAGAUUGUAAACACAUAGAAAAGAAUUUAAAAUGUAAAAGCCAUUAUAAUUUGCUAUUUUUCUUUACUUUUUUUUUUUUUAAGACCCUUCCUAACAAGUAAGGCAGUGUGGACAGAGACAUAGAUCAUAAGUUGGCAGCUGUAAAUUUUUCACAAAGUAUACAAUCUUUCCAGUUAGGAGGUUAUUUUAGAUGCAAAGCUGUUUGUUAAUUUUCUUUUUUUUCUUUCUUUCUUUCUUUUUUUUCUUUUUUUUAAUUUAAUUCUUUAGAAGGCCCAAAAAAGAUUGAAGGAGAAAGGAGGAAAGAAAAGCUGUCAGGGGUGAACAUGAAAUCAUAAAACUUGCCAGAUUUUAACUAUUUUCCCAGUUAAAGUAGUUCUCUUUGCUCCAAUUUAAAGAAACAACUCAUAGUUUCCCAUUUUUCAUAGUUCUUCAUAAAUAUAUGUUGACUUAAUAGUAUUUUACAGGGGGGAGGGGUGUGAGUAGGGACAGACUGGAAGUUCAAGAUUUGUAAAUACUGACUAUAUAUAGAAUAAACAAGUUUAUACUGUAUAGCACAGGGAAAUAUAUUCAAGAUUUUGUAGUAGCUCAUGGUGAAAAAAUAUGAAAACAAAUAUACGUAUAUUCAUAAAGGACUGAAAAAUUGUGCUGUACACCGGAAAUUGACACAACAUUGUAAACGGACUAUAACUCAGUAAAAAAAUAAAAAUGAAGAUAAAACUGUUAGAACACUAUAAAAAAAGUAGUAUUUUAGAUUUUUCUUAUUUUAUUCUCCUUUUCUUAUAAAAGCACCCCUAUGAAGAUCAAUAAGGCUUGAUAUCUUUAUAUCUAUCAUGAUCCUCCAUUGUAAAUACAGAGUAACCUGCCUGUGACACAGCUAUGUUAGAAUAAAUGAAAGUUGAACUCUUCCUGACAGCUAAUAACUAAUGUAUAUUUAAAGCAUAUGAAAUCUGAUAAGCCUAUGAUACCCAUUUAAAUCAAUCAGUUGCUCUACUGUCAGUUAUCAGCCAGGAUCUAAGUUGAUGUCUUUAUAAAACAUAAAUACAUAUAAAAAUAAUAUAAACCUACUGUAAACAGAAAUGACUUGCUUAGUAAUAUGAAAAUGGUGCAGCUAUUUUUUAUCUCAUUUAAAAUGAUGUCCUCAAUUACUUUAAGUUAUCAUUAAUUAUAUAAACAUUUUGACCACUUAAGUUUGUGUCUGAGUCAUCUUGCAGCUCUUACAUAGCAAAGCAUUUUGAACUUUUAUAUUGCCUUUCCUAUUUUCUCAUGCUUAUCAGGGACUUGCAUAGGCACUAUUUUUUCUAUGACUCUAUAAACAGAUGUAUGCCUGAGAUUUUCUUUUGUGUCUCAGUGUCUCUAGCAUUAUAUUACUGACAGAUUUUUUGUUGGUUAUCAAUCUAAUUUUUUUCUUGGUAUAUAUAGUCCUUUCAAAUAUAUAUAUAUGUAGUCAGUUUACACUGUUGUGUCAAUUUCUGGUGUACAGCACAAUGCUUCAUUCAUACAUGAACAUACAUAUAUUAAUUUUCAUACUCUUUUUCACCAUAAGUUACUACAAAACAGUAUUGGAUAUAGUUCCCUGAGCUAUACAGUAUGAACUUGUUUAUAAAUUGGGAGUUUGAUUUGCAGGUACUAAAUAUUAACAUUACAUUUUAUGAUGCUCACUUUAUCCCAUAUUCAGACAUGCUUUUAAAACUUUAUGUUCACUUAAUAUAUAAGUAAGCAGACUUACUCUAAAUUGUUUUAUUUUCUGUCUGUUUCUAAAAUAGAAUUAGCUAGUAAAUUCAGUGAUAAAAGCUUGAAUUAUACUUUUAUUUUAUUUGCCAAGAUCCCACUCCUGGCUGACCAUUUUGGGUAUUUAAGUAUAAAGUAAGUAAAUGUCAGUAGAAUUAGGAAACCAUUCCUGUGGUAAUAUUAUUUUCAGUCCUUUCAAAUAAACUCAGUGCCCAAUAUUUUGCAGAGGAAGCAUUCUAAACAUGAUCAGGAUCUUCUAUCUUGUACGUUUGUCAGAAAGUGUCAAAUGUUAAACAGUUUUAUAAACAGAAUAGUGCACCACACUGACCCCUACCUAUAUCCAUGCUCUAAUCCUGAAAUCUGUGAAUAUGUUAUUUUACAUGGCAAAGGGGAUUUUGCAGAUGUAUCAGGUUAAGGACUCUGAGACAGGGAGAUUAGCCUGGAUUAUCUACAUGGGCCUAGUCUAACAACCGGAGUCCUUAAAAAUUGAAAAUCUUUCCCAGCUGUGGUCAGAAAGAUAUGAAUUUGGAAGAGGGAUUAGAAAGCUGUAAAGCUGUUAGCUUUGAAGAUAGAGGAAGGGCCAUGGGUAAAGAAGUGUGGGUGAACUCUAGAAGCUGAAAAAGACAAGGAAAUACAUUCUUCCUUUGACCUACAGAAGGGCAUAGUGCUGCUGACAUCUUGAUUUUUAGCCAAGUGAUACCUGUUCCUGACGACCUACAGAACCAUAAAAUAGUAAGUUUGUGUUGCUUUAAGCUGCAAAAUUUGUGAUAAUUUGUUACAGCAGUGAUAAAAAUAAGUAUAGGGGAGAUAAUCCAAAUUUAUGGAUUGGAGGGCUCAACAUUUUAAAGAUGUCAGUUCCCCUUCAACUGAUUCAAAGAUUUAUAUGUGCACAUCAAAAUCCCCAACAGUUAAUUGUUGUUACUGUUUUUUUGUAGAACUUGACAAGCUGAUUCUAAAUACAUAGAGAAGCGUGAAGGGCCAAUAGCCAAGAUGAUAUUAAAGAACAAUAUUAAAGGACUUAUUAUAAAACAAUAUUGUCUAUGUGAUAACUACCUAAAGUUAGACAUAUAGACCAAUGGAACAGUAUUGAAUUAAACCCUGUACCAUACAUGAACAGUAAUUUUAGAUAGAUUAUAAAUCUAAUAAAUUUGAAACAUAAAGCAAAGCAUCUGGGGGAGGGUAAAGCUCAGGUGGAAUGUGUGCUUAGCAUGCAUAAGGUCUUGGGUUCAACUCCCAGUACCUCCAUUAAAAUAAAUAACCUAAUCCCCCACCAAAAUAAAGCAUCUAGAAAAUAGUGUAGGAGAUAUUUUAAUGACUUUGAAGUGGCAAAGAGUUCUUAAACAGGACACAGCACUAAACAUAAAAGAAGAGUUUUAAGUUGGACUUCAGUAAAAUUAAGAAUUAUUUUUAUCAAGAGAUACCAUUAAGAAAGUGAAAAGCUAAGCCACACGGUGGGAAAAUAUAUUUGCUAUACCUAUAUCCAACAAAAGACUUGUAUCUAGGGCAUAUAAAGAACAAAAACCAGUGGAGAAAAAGGCAGAACCUCAACAUUAAAAUGUGCAAAAAAAUUGAACAGGUGCUUCACAAAAAAAAAAAAAAAAAAAAAAAAUCCAAAUAAGCUAUGAAAAGAGGCUGACCUGUUUAGUAAUAAUGGAAAUACGUACUAAAACCACACUUGGAACACCAUUAGACAUCCUCUAGAAUAGUUAGUUGUUAAGUGAUAUGAAGCAUUGGUGAGGGCAACAAGCAAUGGGGACUCUUACACAUGGCCAGUGGGAAUAUAAAUUCUUACAAAUACUUUGGGAAUAGGCUUUUUGAAUGAAAGUUAUAUAUGUAUAUGUGUGUGUAUAUAUAUGUACACACACACACAUACACACACACACACACACACACACACCCUAUUACCAAGGGUAACCCAUGUGUGUACCCUUCAGAAACUUCUACAUCUGAGCACCAAAGGACAUCCAGAAAAUUCUCAUAAUCACUAUUUAUUAUAGCCCCAAAUAGAAAAUGACCCAAACACCUGUCAACAAUAAAUACAUAACCAUAAGUGGUGGCACAUGCAUACAAGUUGUAUACUUUAAAGCAAUAAAAAUAAAUAUACUAGUUUACAGAAAACACUAGUGGAUGAAUCUUACAUAAUUUUGAGUGGAAAGUAUGGGACCAAAAAUUUCAAAAGCAAAAAAGCCAAUCCAUGGUGGCUGAAUUUAGGAUGGUGAGUCCAUCAAAGGGGUGCCGUAGUAUCUGGGAAAAAAACCCAAAGUGGAACAGCAAUGUUCUGUUUCUUGACUGGAUGAAGGUUACAUAGAUGUGUUUACUUUGUGAAAAAUCACUGAGCUGCAUACUUAAGAUGUGUUCACAUUUAAGCAUGUAUAUUAUAUUUACAUUUUUUAAAAAAAUGUUUGCUUGCAAAUAGAUAUCCAAAGCCUAAGUAUUUAUCAGUAGGAGGAUGGAUAAAACAAAUGAUAGUAUAUUCAAACAAUGGAAUACUAUUCAACAGUAAAAAAGAAUCAACUACUGAUACAAGGAUGAACCUCAAAAGCCUAAUUUAUACAUUUCAUUGUCAGGUAAAUUUUAACUCAGAAGGUAAACAAAACUGUAAACAGGCAUGUGCCCUGGGGGGAGGGGUGCUGUAGCCUUUGUCUCCUCAGACCUGUGCCAUUACUGGCACAUCCCGCAAGAAGAGAGGCAGGGCUCAGCCACAGCUACCAUCUCCUCCUGUGCAUGGUGCCCUGGCGGGGGUGGGGCUGAGGCCUGAAUCUGCAUGUGGGGGCUCCACAACCUCCUAGGCAGGACUGAGACUUGUUUAUAGCCUGAGGCAGGGAGGAUCUUUCUACCCUGACACCUCAGAGAACUUGUGCUGCCAAGAGAAACAAGGAGCUCAGAUUUGGCACAGCGUAGGUGGGGCUGUUCCGUGGUCUUCCCCGAGCCCACCUACAGACCGCCUACCCGAGGCAGAGCAGGCAGCUGCACAGAGCAGCAGAGUGACCAGCACCAGGAGAGGGCACAGCACCUGACCACGGUGCUGGGAUGGGGUGUGAUCUGCCCACCUGCCUCCCCCUGAGCACAGCUUCUGACUGUGGCAUCAGGAGGGGGAGUGACCUGCCCACCCACUGGGUAAGAGCUCAGCUCCUGACCUAGUGUUAGGAGGGGGCACAAUCUGCUAGCCAACAGCCACUGAGAGCAGCACAGAUGAGGGCGCCAACAGAAGGCCUAUGAAACAGCAAGCUGAGUUCGCGAAGCAGGGCGAAGACACAAAGACCUCUCGAUAAAAUCAUUAAGGGCACACCAUCUCCAGGUUAAGUAGGUAACUGAUACUCCUUAAGCCACGGUGCCAGAGAGAUAUGAGCAAUGUGAAGAAGCAGAGAAACCACUCCCAACUAAAAGAUCAAGAGAAAUCCCCUGAAAGCAUGAUCAAGGAAAUAGACAUUGAUGGCCUACUAGAUCAAGAUUUCAAGAAAAGAGUGAUCAAAGUACUGAAGGAACUAAAAGAAAUAGGGUUUAGGGAUAUAAAAUAUGUCAAAAAUGAAAUAGAAACUAUAGAGAAGAACCAAGUAGAAUUAGUAAACUCAUUGUCUGAGAUGAGAGCUGACCUAAAGGCUGUGCAAAGCAGACUAGAAAAUACAGAAGAACAAGUAUGUGAUCUAGAAGACAGGACAACAGGAAGCACCCAAUCAGAAUAGCUGAGAGAAAAACAAAUAAAAAACAAUGAAAACAAUAUAUGGGACCUAUGGGGUAAUAUAAAGUGUGCCAAUCUAUGCAUAAUAGGAGUUCCAGAAGGGGAAAAAGAACAAAGGGGAUUGAAAAGGUAUGGGAAGGACUCAUGACUGAAAACUUCCCAAACCUAAAGAAGGAAUCAUAUCCAAGCACAGGAGGCUCAGAGGGUCCCAAACAGGAAGAACCCAAACAUACCCACACCAAGGCAUAUCCUAAUCAAGAUAGCCAGAGUCAAGGAUAAAGAAAUGAUCCUAAAGGAAGCAAGAGAAAAACAGUGAGUUACAAGGGAACCCCCAUAAAGUUUUCAGCUGAUUUCUCUACACUAUUUACAACAGCUAAGACAUGGAAACGGCCUAAAAUGUCCAUCAACAGAUGACUGGAUAAAGAUGUGGGAUAUUUAUAUGAUGGGAUACUAUUCAGCCACAAAAACUGACAACAUAACGUCAUUUGCAGAGACAUGGAUGCUCCUGGAGAAUGUUAUUCUAGGUGGAGCAGAACAGAAAGAGAAAGAGGAAUACCAUAUGAGAUCACUCAUGUGUGGAAUCUUAAGUAUAUGCAAGAUCUUGUGGUAACUCACAGCAAAAAAAAAAGUGACAAUGAAUAUAUGUACGUUCAUGUAUAAAUGAAAAAUUGUGCUCUACACUGGAAUUUGUCAUAACAUUGUAAAAUGACUAUUACUCAAUAAAAAAUGUUUAAAAAUAAGUAAAAUAAAAUAUAACCUUUAAAAUACUGUAUAA
Camelus dromedarius (Arabian camel) is the source of this 9091-nucleotide messenger RNA. RefSeq lists its product as uncharacterized. The coding region runs from base 1 to 942 and encodes 313 amino acids. The transcript is spliced from 12 exons. The record is from RefSeq and is a predicted model, not a curated record. Lineage: Eukaryota; Metazoa; Chordata; Mammalia; Artiodactyla; Camelidae.